AUGUUCCGCUUUCUCCUGGUCACUUUGCUGGUCUCGGAGAGCUCCGCGACAUCCUUGCGAGCAGAGCGGUUGCAGACGGCGCAAAGCCCUUGCGAGUGCCAGGCGGACACCUCUUCCAUUCCCCGGCCACAGCGAACACAGCCCCGAUGUAUCUUUAUCGACUUGGGGGCCGCAGAUGGCAACAGCUACAACAUGUUCUUGAACGGCGAGUACGGCCAGAUCUCCGACUGCCCAAACCAAGAGUACGAGGCAUAUCUCGUCGAGGCAAAUCCGCACUUCGAGACGGAACUGAACAACAAAGCCGCAACCUCUGUCCCAGGGAAGGAGAUCUACAUCAUGAUGAACGGCGCCUGGAUGUGUGAAGCUGACACCACGUUCCACGUAACCAGCGCUGCAUCAUCCUUGGCGCCACAGGGCAAUGCAGAAGAUGUUAAGGUGCAUCUGAUCAAUACAAUUUCGCUGAUCAAGUCAAAGACCAUCCCUGGAGACAAGGUGCUGCUGAAGGUUGACAUCGAGGGUGCGGAGUUCGAUAUCAUCCCAUGUCUCGCGCAGUCAGACGUCCUUAGCCCCGACAUGACCGCCUUUGUGGAGGAGCACUACUUCCUUGGUGGCGUGAAGAGGAGUCUUACGCACGUCAAGGACAAAGAUUACAAGGCGGCCAAGGAGGUCAUGAUUUCCAAGGGAGUCAAGAUGCCACAUUACAGCUCUUUGACGCUGCUGUCCAACCUGACUGACAGCUGA
Symbiodinium pilosum is the source of this 741-nucleotide messenger RNA. Lineage: Eukaryota; Dinophyceae; Suessiales; Symbiodiniaceae. The record is from the annotation of a GenBank genome assembly.